GCAUGAUUUAACAGCAUGCAUGUUUGUCAGAAGCGAACUUACUGUUCAGUUCCAUGUGGUUUAUUUUUGCAUUAUGGACGUUUAUUAAAGCCACAUGUUGACUCGUGAGAAUAUAAGUCUGGCGAAAUGAUGGCUGCCUAUGUGCUGUGUCGACGGGUGCCCAGGCUGCGCUGCCUCACGGGCGUUAGGAAUGCCUUCAUCCAGGCUCAGCACGUGCAUAUCAAACAAUGUCAAUCAGAGGAGGCUGAUGAUCUUGAGGGAAAUGAAGGGCCGCAACACCAGGAAUCCUCUCUGCCAGAAGGAUAUAGGCUGCAUUACAACCCUACGUCAUAUCAUCAGCCUGUGUGGAACUCUGCAGACUCCUGGAGCCGUGUGGAUAAUGAGGAGGAUGAACAGUGUCUUCCUGCUCUCACUCCUUCCUUCUGGCAACAGAGCAAUCGCUACAGCGUGAGCUGCUCACGGCAUCUCUCCAGCUCCAAAAACACCCUCCUUGACUUAGCCUUCAACAAAAGCCCUGAACCAAAGAUCCCAUCAGUGUCAUCGCUGCACAGAAAAACCACACCACCAGAUGUUAGAGUGGAUACACGUGCCUUCCUUAGAUGUAGGUCAGCGUAUGCCUCUGUCACCCUUGACCUUACCCAGCGGCCUCUCCCCAUCGAAUGGGAAGAGGCCAUGCUGCUGCUGAAAAAAGUGUCUGUUUUAAAGGGCAGCAUGAAACCAUCUGAUGUAGCUCACAUAUUUACAGAGCUCAGCCGCCUGCAUCCAGACAAGAUGCCAUUAGUUAGGGGCGACUGCCACUUCAUCAUGCUGCUCCGGUAUUCUGUGGAACACCUUCGCCUCUUCUCUGAUCGUGAGCUGCUGGAGUUGCUGCAGGCAUUUGUGUGGAUAGACAUGCCUACCACACACACUGUGCUUAGUCUGUAUGAGGCCGAGCUGAGCCACCGGGCCCACCAGAUGAAUUUACACCAGCUGUUGUUAGCUGCUGAUUUGUGGCGCUGCAUUGGUAAGCAGGUCCCCCAGUUUUUAUCUCACCUGUACGAUUCAGUGCUUCUGAAUCUAGGACAAGUGGGAGUCCCUGAGCUGGUGCAGCUGUUGUAUAUAAUAGGAGAAGGCAGACACUGCCCAACUGACUUGAUCCGUCCUCUAGAGCAGCUUCUAAUGCAGCAUUUACCACAGCUGUACCCAGAGGAGGUUGGGACUGUGUGCUUGGGGCUCUUUAAAUCCCAGACUUCAAUAUCUGAGAGUGCAGUCACUUGUAUUGUUGAUAAAGCUCACUCUUUUGUGAAGGAGAUGGGUGACUUCGCCAUGGUGAAUGUGCUGAAACUCCUGCGUUUCAGUUACCUGUAUCACAGACCAUGGAUGGAGGCCAUGGCACAGGAAGUCCCUAGAAGGGCUCAAAGGAUGGGAAUCCAGGGGCUGAUGCAUGUGGCACUGACCUGUUCAGCUCUGCAUUGUCGCAAUGAUAACAUCCUGAUGGCAAUCGCUGAGAGAGCUCCUUCCCUUGCGCGGUACUGCAGGAUUAAAGACUUGUGCAAACUGCUGUGGGCCUUUGGGACAUUAGGCUUUCAACCAGUGCAGAACCCGAGCUUUUAUCCAAGCCUUACAGAAGCCCUGAGGCAGAGGGAAGCUGAAUUCCAAUGCUACCCACAGCAUCUGCUAACUGGUCUUCUCGGCUUGGUCUUCGUCUCUCAGUUUCCAAAGGACUUAAUUGAACUGGCUUUGAGUUCUGACUUUGUAAAUUUAGCGCUGAAAUCCACACAGUUCGAGCUGAAAAAGGACUUCUUCACUUUAGAUGGAGCUGUGGCUCUGGAGCUGCCUCAGUGGACUGGUCCACGGCUGAGCUGUAAACUGAAAGAGGAGAUUGCAGAAAUGCUGUGGAAGUUUGCUCAGUCAGAUGUUUGCCACAAACCAGAGGUGCUGGAGGCAGAAUCUGCUCUGCAGAAUAUGCUUGGAGGAGAAAUGUACGUACAUAAGAGGAUGAUUCUGCCUCACACUCGCUCUAUUGACUUGGAAGUACAUCUGGACUCUACUGGAAAGCCCAUACCUGUACACCCAGAAUCCCACUCCCCCACGCUAUCCCUCGAGGACAGCUCAUACAAAUGUCCUCCUAAUCAGGGCUGGGGAAAAAAAACUCUAGGAGUUACUUUAACAGAUGAUCUAUUAGCACAGCUAAUUAAUACCACAAAUACCACAGCUCCUACCACCCCAUCUCCCAGAUUAAAGCCUGCGUCUCUUCACAGAGUGGAGUCUGAUGAAGGUGAAAGAUUCUUUAACACGGGGCUGGAAUUGACAGGUGACAUUACUGAAGCACUUACCAAACCCAGUAUUCCCAGCUCAGCAAGUAAGGUAUCUAAUGGCAUCAUCAAACUGGCUAUCCAGGUCCCCAGCAGGAACCACUACUGCUAUCAAUCCCAGCAGCUGUUGGGGCUUCAUGUGAUGAAGAGGAGGCAGUUGAAGUUGGCGGGUUACAGAGUUGUAGACCUCAGCUGUCACGAGUGGUUUCCCAUGCUGAGGAAAAGCAGGGCAGAGAAGCGGGCCUACCUGAACUGCAAAAUCUAUGACAUGACAUGAAAUGUCUCUCAUGAUUUGCUGGACUCUAAAAACCAAAAGAAACAUCUGCAGACUUGGACUAUAAUGCACACAUUCAGACCCUUUGGCCUCUGGAUGACCUCUGCAAAUCACAGAAAAAGCUCUGCUUAGGGGAUGGAAAGACCUCAUUCCAAUUGCUUUCUGUACAUGUCUUUCAAAGAUACUUAUUUAUUUCAUCCAGCAUGUUGCAUUUUUAUGAAAAAUUAAAGACUAUUUAACUAUCCACAUUCUUGGCCAUGUUUUUUAUCUACAUAGAGUAGAUACUGGGUUCAGAUUUUCUCCCUGUUUGUAUUUGAAUUUGAGUCUGACCUAAAGAA
This is a messenger RNA of Cheilinus undulatus (humphead wrasse), 2906 nucleotides long. RefSeq names its product FAST kinase domain-containing protein 5, mitochondrial (gene fastkd5). The coding region runs from base 127 to 2571 and encodes 814 amino acids. Lineage: Eukaryota; Metazoa; Chordata; Actinopteri; Labriformes; Labridae. Gene Ontology annotation, biological process: regulation of mitochondrial mRNA stability; mitochondrial RNA processing. Gene Ontology annotation, molecular function: RNA binding. The record is from RefSeq and is a predicted model, not a curated record. Gene Ontology annotation, cellular component: mitochondrial matrix; ribonucleoprotein granule. The transcript is spliced from 2 exons.